AAAGAAGAUAUUCUUCUUUGUCUGCGUUGAAUAAAUACUUUUGCCUUUUGAUUUCAGUGAGUGAGAUUUGGAUCUCAAUCAUUCACAAUUUUCGUUUUUCCUGUUAGCAUCACCCUUGGACUCGACUUCUCUCAAUUCCGACUCUGCAACGCCCAGCCUUGCACGACGUCACCACAAGUCCAUUGGUCACACCUGAAAAUUUAUUUUUCUACUAUUUUGGUCGACUUUCGCCUUGCAGCAAUUUUUUAAUCUAUAUUCAUUUUCAUUUUUCUCAAUCAGAAACAGCCGCCUUUUAGCUUGUGCGACUACAUUAUACAACUGUCAUGGCCGAAAGUCAUACGAGAUCCCCGCCCCUGCCACAGCGGCCUUCCUCAAUCUUAUCUCGAGCCUCGCCGUUGCAACUAGAUCUUUCAAGGAGUGCCAUCCGCAAGGGAAAGGUCAUCCGUCGCCAUCGGAUCGAGAAUGAAAUGCUGACCUCGACGAUUCUCGUUAACAAUAUCCACUGCGCUUCAUGUGUCGCUUAUGUCCGUGAAGUCCUUAGUGUUCAUCAGGGCGAAAUACGCAAUGUGGAUGCCAACGUUCUUAGCCAUGAAGUUCGAGUCGAGCAUGGUCCAAAGCUUUCAGUAUCCGAGAUUUGUCGCUCAUUAUCGGCUGCUGCAUUCGAAGUGUAUAGCGCGUGGACGACCAACUCCUCUGGCGUUCGGGUAUCGCAGAUAGACUGCGGCGAAGACGGGGACAAGGAUUGGGUCAAACACGCGGCAGAGUAUAUCCCCGGAUCUUCUUUCCGGAAAAAUUCAAAAGCGCGCUCGUCUCGUCAUGGCAGCGCAAGCAAAGACCAUCAGAACUGGCAGCAUGUGCAAAACUGCUCCGCCUGCCAAGCCGAACUGCGGCAAAUGCGCGAAAAGGAAGGGCUGGGAGCCAAGGGCCGAAUUGAUUCAUUGACUUCAUCCAACACACCUUUCGCGAGCACGCAUGCCCAAGCCCUGGACGUCGUCAGUGAAAAGGGCCCGAUUCGAGAGGCGACGGGCCCUAAAUCCUCUUACGAGCGCCCUGCAUCUCCGGACGCUCAAGGUCUUUAUGAAGUGCCUCUUGAAGCUGUUGUAUCUGAAUCGCCAGAAAAGCCUCAAAAAUUUCGCGCCACUUUGAGUAUCGGAGGAAUGACGUGUUCAUCAUGCACCGGGGCCGUUACUGAGGGUAUCAAGGAGUUUUCCUGGGUGGAAUCAAUCAAUGUCAACCUCAUAACCCAUAGCGCUUCAGUGACGUUUUGGGGCCGUCGUGAGCGGGUGGACGAGAUUGUCGAAAAGGUCGAAAAUUUGGGUUAUGAUUGCCUGGCAGAUGAUAUUAGCUUGGUAGAACUACCUGCGUCUGCCUCCUCGGAGUCGGUGAAACAUCACCCUGCUGUAUCCGUCGCUAUUUUAAGUAUCGAGGGCAUGACAUGCUCAUCAUGUACCAAUACAGUCAGCGCUGGCAUAAAAGAAUUUCCGUGGGUCAAGUCAGUCGAUGUCAAUUUACUCACGAACAGCGCUUCAGUAACUUUUGAAGGACCUCGGGAGCACGUGGAAGAAUUGUCUGAAAAGGUGAAUGGAUUGGGUUACGAAUGCACUGUUCAGGAUGUCAAGCUUGAGCACGAACCUGCACAACGUCGGGCGCACCGGCAGCGAGAGCGUUCGAAAUAUACUGCCCUCUUGAGCAUCGGGGGCAUGACCUGCUCAUCAUGUACAGGAGCGGUAACUCAUGGUAUCCAAGAAUUAUCCUUCGUCUCGGCCGUUAACGUCACUUUGAUAACCAACAGCGCCACUGUUGAAUUUGAGGGCAAAGAGAACAUUGAUCAAAUCAAGGAUAAAGUGGAGAACCUUGGUUAUGACUGCAAUGUUGAGGAAUUGUCACUCUCUGAUUUGGCUGACGAUGAGGAGGAGGAAGAGAUCAAAAGGAGGACGAUCAAUAUAAAAGUCGAGGGAAUGUUUUGCCAGCACUGUCCGCCCCGGGUUCUGGAGGGAAUACGAUCAAACUUUGGCGACGAAGUCAUCGUUGACAAGCCUCUUACUCUCAAGGAUCCCGUCAUGAGGCUGACCUACCUUCCUCAACCGCCGGAUCUGACUGUUCGAAAAUUGGUCGCCGCAGUAGAUGCUCUCGAUACUGCCUUUACAGCUCAAAUUUACCACCCGCCAACCAUUGAAGAGCGUUCAAGGGCAAUGCAGCACCACGAGCAACGUCGCCUUCUUUUCCGCCUUGCUUUGAGCGUUGUGGUAGCUAUCCCGACUUUCAUCAUUGGUGUCGUCUGGAUGAGCCUUUUGCCAGCCUCCAGCGGCUUGCGACAAUUUUUCAAUGAACCCAUGUGGGCUGGCACAGCCUCUCGUACGGAAUGGGCUCAAUUUAUUCUGGCUACACCAGUCAUGUUUUUCGCUGCCGACGUUUUUCACAUUCGAGCAAUCAAAGAGAUCAGAGCCUUGUGGCGUCCAGGAAGCAAGGUCCCGAUAAUGCGCAGAUUCUACCGUUUCGGUAGCAUGAAUCUGCUCAUGUCGGCCGGUACUUCCGUCGCAUAUUUUGCGUCUCUUGCAAUCCUGAUUGUCGGGGCCACAAACCAUACUGCUGGGAACGGUAUGGGAAGUCACGUAGACUCAACUUACUUUGACUCUGUGGUCUUUUUGACAAUGUUCAUUCUAAUUGGUCGGUCUCUGGAGGCUUACAGCAAAGCAAAGACCGGCGACGCCGUGAGCAUGCUCGGAAAAUUGCGGCCUACAGAAGCUAUCCUAGUUUCUCCUACGUCCAGUGAAACUAGCUCGGAUGCAAGCAAAGGAGAUUUGCGAGAACCCAUCCCGCCGUCGUCUGUGAAAGUGAGUGUCGAUUUACUCGAAGUCGGUGAUCACGUUAUAGUCCCGCACGGCGGCUCUCCUCCCGCAGAUGGUAUUAUUGUCUCCGAAGGAAGCCAGUUUGACGAAAGCUCUCUGACUGGAGAGUCAAAACCAGUGUCCAAACAAAUUAACGACACUGUUUUUACUGGCGCUGUCAACAUUGGAAAGCCCGUCACCAUGCAAGUCAAAGAAGUCAGCGGUACAUCUUUGCUGGACCAAAUUGUCGCUGUCGUGCGUGAAGGCCAAGCUAAGCGUGCGCCCGUGGAGCGGUUUGCCGAUGUCUUGACUGGAUAUUUUGUUCCUGUAAUCACUCUGUUGGCAAUAUUUACUUUCUUCCUCUGGUUCGGCCUCGGACAAUCAGGUCGGCUUCCCGCCAACUAUCUCAAUGUCGAUACAGGAGGCUGGGCUUUCUGGGCGCUUCGAUUCGCCAUUGCCGUCUUUGUAGUCGCUUGCCCUUGCGGCAUCGGACUCGCUGCUCCUACAGCUCUUUUCGUUGGGAGCGGUUUAGCAGCUAGACAUGGCAUUCUGGUAAAGGGCGGUGGUGAAGCGUUCCAAGAAGCCAGCGAGUUGGAUGCUGUUGUUUUUGACAAGACAGGCACUCUCACCGAAGGAGUCGGGCUCAAGGUCACCGACAGUGAGCUGCUUGUGCCCGAAGGCGAGGCGAAUGUUGUAUGGGCUAUAGCCAAAACACUUGAAGAGUCAUCUACCCAUCCCAUUGCAAAGGCCAUCGUGUCCUUUUGCGAAGACAAAUCCACUGCGAAGAUCACCGAGUCUGACAUUGAGGAAGUACCUGGUCGAGGCAUCCGAGGGACCUUCACUGUCCGUUCGUCCAGCUCAAACGACUCAACAGACACCUCAGCCAGCUACGAAGCCGCCAUUGGCAGCGAAGCAUUCAUCUUCUCUUUGCCCGGAGUAGACCCUGAUUCAAACUACUGGGCAAACACGUGCCUACCCAAAUGGCAACAAGAAGGAAAAUCGGUCGUGCUUUUUGCUCUUCGCCAGAUUUCCUCUGAACAACAGACCUCCUCUGCGUCAUCGUCAUCCUUUUCUCUCGCCGCAAUCUUCUCGACCAGCGACCCGAUCCGUCCUUCAGCUGCUCCUGUCAUAUCCGCGUUACAAAACAUGGGCAUCGCAACAUAUAUGCUUUCCGGAGACAACAUUUCCACUGCUCGCGCCGUCGGAUCCACCGUCGGGAUUCCGCCCGAAAACAUCAUCGCCAAUGUCCUGCCGCAUGAAAAAGCCGCACAUGUCACGCGUUUACAGCGAGAAGCAAAUGUCCCUCGGCGUCUCCGCAAAGACACGGCUACAAAUAAGCAAUCCAAUCAUAGAUCCUCUACGUACAAGAUUGCCAUGCUCGGCGACGGAAUCAACGAUGCCGCCGCCCUCGCUGCAGCGGAUAUCUCCAUAGCUAUCGGAUCCGGCUCGGACAUUGCACUUUCCUCGUCGUCGUUCAUCUUACUCACCUCGGAGCUCGACGCCUUGCUCAAACUCGUCCACCUCAGUCGUCGCGUGUUUCGCCGCGUCAAGAUUAAUUUCGCGUGGGCUCUUGUAUAUAAUUGUGCCAUGGUCCCCCUCGCGGCGGGUAUCAUUUAUCCUGCACCCGGACACCCACGCCUAGGCCCCGUAUGGGCAUCCCUCGCCAUGGCUGCAAGUAGCGUGAGCGUCGUCCUCUCGAGUUUGGCUCUGCGCUGGGAUUUCAGAGCCGCGCUUAUGCGCGGAGUAAGGAGGAUGACGGGAAAGUCCCGGUCUUAAAAGUAAACCUCGUACCUUUUAAUCGGAUUUUUCGCUUUUAUCUUUUUCGCGGCCUCAUGUUUUUCUCAAAGGCUAGGCGUGUAUUUCUUUUUCCUUUUCUUUCCAUUUUUUUUAAUCUUUAUUUUCUAUUUAUGUACCUAUGUAUUGUUUAGUAUACCCAAGUCUAAGCUACUAUACGGUGGGAUUAGGUCGCUUAAUCGUCAAAUACUUGGAGUUCUUCGCUCAAGCGGUAUACUAUAGGCAAUCUGUCAAGCUAUAUUGUUUGUUGCAAGGGAUGUUGGACGUUGUUCAUGAUGCCUUGGUCAUGAUUACGAAGUCUAGUUCUCACGUCGAUAGAAGCGUUGUCUUUCUAACUUAAUGUGUAUUUCAAGUUCCCUGCAAAUUGUUCUAAGUAGCUGCCUUUUUUUUUUUAUUAAUACUCUACCGGACAGGAAAAAUAUAUAUAAAGACUUUUGUUCAUGAG
Xylona heveae TC161 is the source of this 5067-nucleotide messenger RNA. RefSeq names its product heavy metal translocatin. Gene Ontology annotation, cellular component: membrane. Gene Ontology annotation, molecular function: P-type divalent copper transporter activity; copper ion binding; ATP hydrolysis activity. Gene Ontology annotation, biological process: monoatomic cation transport; copper ion homeostasis. Bases 324 to 4604 code for a protein of 1426 amino acids. NCBI's taxonomy places the organism in Eukaryota, Fungi, Ascomycota, Xylonomycetes, Xylonales, Xylonaceae. The record is from RefSeq and is a predicted model, not a curated record. The transcript has a single exon.